AUGUUAGACUGUUCUGUGGAGGAGGAUGCCUUUGGGCCAAUUGUCGCUCCUUCUUGUCUGCGUGGAUUUGACUUCACUCUCUUGUUUGAAGAGGGUAUUCUCACACUCGGGCCGAUCGGUAUUGUUUGUUUAGCAGCAUCUAUUCGAAUUUGGAAGCUUUCGACUGUCCCAGAAAAGGUCAACCGGUCAUGGUUGUAUGCCACGAAGGAGCCUACCACAUUCAAAACAAAAGCAACUGUGAUUACAACUUUUGUGACUGUCAUUAUUUCCCUUUUUCUGACCUACUUGUCUCAUCUUGAGCAUCUCCGCUCCAUACGCCCAUCUACAGUGAUCAAUGUCUUCCUUGCAUUUACCUUGCUCUUCGACCUCGUACGCCUUCGGACUCUGUAUUUUAUGCCCAUUACUCAAACCGUGACCGUUCUUUUUGCUAUAUCGUGGGUCAUCAAAGCGAUGAUUCUCGGGUUGGAGGCGACAGAAAAGAGAUCUUUGCUCAAAAAGAGAUAUGAAAAUAGCCCGAUCGAGUCGACCAGUGGCGUGCUGAAUCGCGCUAUAUUUUGGUGGCUGAAUGAACUACUUUGGCGCGGGUCAAAAGAUAUUUUGACAGUUGACAGCCUACCUACUCUCGACAAUGAUAUCAGCGCUGCUUCAAAUCCCCAGUCACUCCUUGAAAGAUGGGACAAAGCCAACAAGUAUCAUCAAAAUUCACUCUUAUGGACCUUCGUAUCUCACUACAAAUGGGCCUUUCUGGAGGGUGUUUUACCCCGGCUUGCAUACACGGGAUUUUGCUUUGCCCAGCCAUUUCUCGUCGAGCGCGUACUCGAUUUUAUGACUGAACCAGAGCACGUUAACUCUGCCAACUAUGCGCACGGACUUAUCGGUGCCUAUGCUAUUGUGUAUCUCGGUAUCGCCAUCUCAUAUGCUGCUUACGAGCACAAGACAUACCGCGUUAUUACCAUGGUCCGAGGAAGUUUAGUCACGCUAAUCUUCAACAAAACUCUGCGGAUGAGCACAACGGUUAUCUCAGAUACUGCUGCCAUUACGUUGAUGAGUACUGAUAUCGAACGGAUCGGAAAUGGUCUCGGAGAGAUGCACGAGUUAUACUCUAACUUUACCGAGGUUGUAUUGGCCUUGUGGCUACUAGCACGACUGCUCAAUGUAGCGACAAUCGCGUCUACUACGGUUGUUGUCGUAUGUUUGGCUGCAGGUGUCCCGCUGGCAGUCGCUUGUGGAAAAUCACAAGGCAUAUGGCUCGAGGCUGUUGAAGAGCGAGUGACUGUUACCUCCAAGGUUCUUGGAGUGAUGAAAAACGUCAAGAUGGCAGGCUUGACAGAAACCAUCUCCAGCAGUCUUCGGGAUUUGCGCUCUGCAGAAAUCGAUGCUUCAUUUCCGUUCCGACUCUACGAAACAUUGGGGAUUACACUAGGGUAUGCCUCUUCAUCCUUGGCCCCAGUGUUUGGAUUUGGUGUUUAUGUCAUUCUUGCCGAAGCAAAUGACACAGCUACACUGACAAACGGGCUGGCCUUUUCUGCGCUGACACUCUUUUCGCUGUUGGAUCAGCCAAUGGGCUCUAUUGUGAAUGGCUCAGAGGAUCUGAUGGCCGUGGUCAAUUGCUUUCAGCGGAUCCAAAAGCACUUGAUGGAAGCGGAAAGACUUGACCGCCGAUUAAAGCACGAUACUCAGGGGUCUCUAUCAGUGCAAGGUACUAGUAAAGUGCCUCUAAUUGAGACUGAUUCCUCAGCCUGGGAACAUCAUAUCGAACCUUGUGCUAUCCUUCGAAACCUCUCUGUAGCUUGGUCAAUUGACACUGAGCCGGUGCUGAAAGAUCUGAACACCAACAUCCAAGAGUCUAAGGUUACAAUGAUUGUUGGGCCUGUUGGCAGUGGCAAGUCUACGUUUUUGAAGAUGCUCAUGGGGGAGAUCCCAGAACAUUCUGGCUCAAUCUCCACCAGCUUCACUCAUGCCGCAUAUUGUAGUCAGUUGCCAUGGAUUACAUUCGGGACAAUUCAAGAAAAUAUUGUGGGUGCAUCGCCAUGGGAUCGACCCUGGUACGACCAGGUUACGAAGUUAUGCGCUUUACAGGCCGAUUUCCAACAACUUUCUGCGGGAGAUCAGACAAAAGUCGGCGUUCGGGGUUCUCGACUCAGUGGUGGACAGCAAAUGCGCGUGGCGCUUGCGCGGGCCCUAUACUCGAAAGAGCCAGUUCUUAUUUUAGACGACGCCCUAACGGGCCUUGACCGAGAAACUGAGAAGGUAAUUCUAGAUAAUUUGUUUGCUGAACAUGGUUCCAUCAAGCAUUCUCGGCAAACAGUGAUUAUGGCAACAAACUCAGCGCAUCAUCUUCACUAUGCCGAUGAUAUCAUCGCGCUAGAUAAGGAAGGGCGAAUUAUCCAACACGGGUCAUAUAGUGAUCUCACCAGUACCGGUGGUGAUAUUAGAAUGCUUUCCAAUGGUGUUGACCAAGUCAACACUUCCAAACCCCCCAAUUUUGCUUUGGACGACGAAGCAUUGCGGGAAUUGGACUUGGAUGACCAACACACGGAUUUAAGUCGACGAACUGGCGACUGGACUGUCUAUCGCUUCUAUUUCCAGAACAUUGGUUGGCCUCUUCUAUCGCUCUUCCUUGCAUGCUGUGUUCUCUUUAUUCUCGGUCUCAGCUUUCCUCAAAUAUGGUUGCAGUGGUGGACCCGUGCCAAUGAACAGCACCCCAAUGAACAUGUUCAUUACUGGUUAGGUGUAUAUGCUGCACUUGGUUUCUUCUCACUUCUAACUACCUUUAUUGGCACUUGGAUCCUCAUCAUGAUCAUACAGCCCCGAACAGCCCGUCGGUUCCACGAGAUUCUUUUGAGUACCACAAUGAGAGCCACGACCUCUUUUCUUACCUCCACGGAUAUUGGAAGCACCACAAACAGAUUUAGCCAAGAUCUGGAGCUCAUUGACGACGAGCUUCCUUCAGCCUUGGAGCUAACAGUCAAUGCUGCGCUAAGCUGUGUUGUAGAAGGAUUUCUAGUCUUUGUUGGCUCUUCUUACGUUACAGCAGCAGUGAUCCCAGUCUGCGUCCUGGUGAUAUAUUACGUGGCAAGAUUCUACGUCCAAACCUCUCGCCAAAUGCGUCUGCUAGACAUUGAAGCCAAAGCACCUUUAUUCUCGCAAUUCUUAGAAGCCCUCAAUGGCCUCUCUAGCAUUCGAGCCUAUGGCUGGACAGAGGAUUACCGCCGCCGCAAUCAAAUUGCCCUCGACGCUUCCCAGCGCCCAUCUUAUUUGCUUUAUUGCAUUCAGCGCUGGAUUGGUCUUGUGCUAGAUUUGAUAGUGGCAUGUAUCGCUGUUAUCGUCAUCACUGUUGCAAUCUCGAUGAAGGGUAGCCCUUCCAUGAACUUAUUGGGUAUCGCACUAUUCAACAUUGUCAAUUUCAGUGGCACCCUUCAGACGCUUGUUACAUACUGGAUUGGAUUGGAAACCUCCAUUGGGGCGGUUUCUAGAAUUCGCUCAUAUGUGCUACAAGCCACUACCGAGGAUCUAGUUUCCGAAACAGAGGCUGUUCCGGAGGACUGGCCUCAGCAGGGUGGGAUUGAUAUAGCCGGCCUUUCAGCAUCUUACGAUGCCUCUUCGGAGCCUGUUCUUAUGGGAAUUGAUCUCAAAAUUCGCCCCGGCGAAAAGAUUGCUCUCUGUGGCAGGACUGGCAGUGGGAAAUCAUCCCUUGUUUCGGCAAUUCUACGAAUACUAGAGCUAAAUAGCGGUACAAUCCUAAUUGACGGCAUAGAUAUUUCAAAGGUCUCCAGAGCACACGUUCGGUCCAGGAUCAACACCAUUCCGCAACAGCCCUUUUUCCUCCAUGGCACGGUACGGCUCAAUGCAAAUCCCGACGAAAAUGCAACUGAUGAAACAAUCAUUGCAUCCCUACAAGCAGUCAAUCUAUGGUCUUACAUUCAACUCAAAGGAGGGCUGGAUAUCGAUAUGUCUGAUGAUUUACUAUCUCAUGGGCAGAAACAGCUCUUCUGCCUCGCAAGAGCACUUUGCAAAUCCAGCAAUAUUAUUAUCAUGGACGAGGCUACUAGCAGUGUGGACUCGGACACAGAUACGCUCAUGCAAACCGUCAUUCGAACGCACUUCAAAAAUCAAACUGUCAUCGCUAUUGCGCACAAACUGCAUACAGUCCUAGAUUUUGACAAAGUUGCUCUCAUUGAAAACGGCAAAAUUGUGGAGUUCGAUACACCCAAAGCGCUUUUGUCAAAAGAGGGAUCGGGUUUUAGGACUUUGUUGGAGGCUUUUCAUGACAGUUCUAGAGAAUAG
Molecule: messenger RNA, 4287 nt
Organism: Penicillium hordei
Lineage: Eukaryota; Fungi; Ascomycota; Eurotiomycetes; Eurotiales; Aspergillaceae
Exons: 15
Coding region: 1-4287 (1428 amino acids)
Biological process (GO): transmembrane transport
Cellular component (GO): membrane
Molecular function (GO): ABC-type transporter activity; ATP binding; ATP hydrolysis activity
Source: RefSeq, a predicted model, not a curated record